Amoebophrya sp. A120 is the source of this 1496-nucleotide messenger RNA. The record is from the annotation of a GenBank genome assembly. NCBI's taxonomy places the organism in Eukaryota, Dinophyceae, Syndiniales, Amoebophryaceae.
GGGAAAUCCAAACGACAGUUAUCAUGGGCGCCGCAAUUUCGUACUACGUGUCGUUUCUGACACGAACGGAGACGAAGACGCGGGAGGAUUACCUGCGUCUGUUUGCUGUCGGAGUUGGAAUCGACGUGAUGCUCAUGAUGCUGCAGCUGCCAGCGCUACUGAUCGGCGCAGUCACUUCGGACGGACCGGGAAGCGGUGGAGCUGCGAACGUUUUAGCAGCCGCAGGACAAGAACAUUCAUCUGCAGAGAAAAUCCACGGCGGCCUGGUUUUCGACCAGUCAGAUCAUUCAGGAGGAGCUGCGCUUGCAGCGACGACAGCCAGCAACGCUGCAUCCAAUACUUUAGUACCGAACAAAGCCCUUCUUGAACCGAAUCUCAUCACGACUACUUUUCAACCAGGAUCAGAAAUUUUGGCGAACACGGUCGGAGCCCCUGGAGGAUCACCACAUGGCAUUUUUUUGCCACCGGCGACCCCUUUCACCUCGACGUCCUUCUGGUCAUGGACAUCAACAGGUUCCGGGGCUGGGGAGCACGAGACGUCGCACUUGGACAUCGCGAGCAGGACGACGACGGGCGAAGACGAAAAAUUGAAAGCAAAGGGUUCUUUCGGUUUGUUUGGAAACGACGGUUCGUACAACACGAAUACUCUUUCCGUGACAGGUGAUACCACGGACGACGAUUUUUCUGGACAACAAGGCGUCCUCUCCUACAGCUACAGCUACUUUGUUCCCCGAGCACUACAGAUGACCGAUAAUUUUUUUUCUUUGUCGUCCUCAAAAACCACUUCUACUUCUUCUGCGGGCAAGAACCAAGUCGAUAUCCUCACGACGAACAGCUACGGCGGUGGUUCGUGGACCUUGAUCCGGCUCCUACUGAUGCUCUUUCUCCUCGCCGACGCGGCCGCGCUGGCGGCACUGCGGUGCAAGGUGCGCAGCGAUUCGUUCUUCUCCUUGGGCGCGGAGGCGCACGCGCGGUUGCUCUGCCCACUGCGAUUCUGCGUCGGGUGGGGCAGCACCACUUGCUUGUUGUACGGGGCCGUGCAGUUCGGACAGGUUUUUGGUUUGUGGAACGGCGAUUUCUUCUGGCUGCUCAUCACGAUCUGGCUGGUCUUGAUUAAAUUGCUGCGCGUCAUCGCGGUGGCCUCCUUCGAGAAGUGGCUGCAAGUCUCGGAACGGCCUCUCAUCGUGCGGGGAGUGCGGGCGCAGUUGUGAAUUGCGAGUGCUGCUGAAGAUGGUGAUAUAAAAAUGAACAAGUUGAAGUUUAUGCACUGCGCGCUUACUCAUUCUCAACCUCCUCCUCCUCGUGUAGGUGGUUUCGUUUCAGAAAAACAAAAAGAUCGUCGUACGAAUAAAAUGCCAUUACAUCGACUGAAACCGAAACCGAAACUGAUCAGGAACUGCUUGUUGAAUAUGAAGUGUUUUGCGCAUCACACGCCCUUGCGCUCGCCGUUUUUGUCUAAUAACAAGUCGUAGUUUUGGCAAUGGAACGUGGUGAAG